Messenger RNA from Linum trigynum, 429 nucleotides. NCBI's taxonomy places the organism in Eukaryota, Viridiplantae, Streptophyta, Magnoliopsida, Malpighiales, Linaceae. The record is from the annotation of a GenBank genome assembly.
AUGAGCUCGAUACGGCUCUCUGAUUUGGACUGGACCUGUGUGCAACAACGGAUUGACGCCAUCCGGGCUGACCAAGCUCGCGUCGCGCGCGAACAAGCCCGGGAAGUUGUGGCUGCCGCGGCGGUGAGACGACAAGAGGCGCCGCCGGCUGGGGCGGACGGCCGGCCGAGGCAGCGGGCGAUGGGAGGAGACCGUGGGGUCGUGGCCGCAGCGGCGGUGCGGCGGAGUGAGACACGCUGCCCGUGGCGGAUGACGGCGGGCUGGUGCGGGCGAAGAAGGAGGGCGAGCGCGGUGUACCGCGGCAGACCAAGUCGCUCGACCAGGCGGGCGCGGCUGCGGCACGACUGCGAGAUGCGCCGAACGAGACAGGGGAGAAGAGCGUGCAACAUGGUGGCGCGUUCAGGGAGGGCGAUGAGGAGUCGACGAUAG